This is a messenger RNA of Candida tropicalis MYA-3404, 1551 nucleotides long. RefSeq lists its product as uncharacterized. Gene Ontology annotation, molecular function: single-stranded DNA binding; damaged DNA binding. Gene Ontology annotation, biological process: nucleotide-excision repair; mismatch repair. Lineage: Eukaryota; Fungi; Ascomycota; Pichiomycetes; Serinales; Debaryomycetaceae. The coding region runs from base 1 to 1551 and encodes 516 amino acids. Gene Ontology annotation, cellular component: nucleotide-excision repair factor 2 complex; XPC complex; cytoplasm. The transcript has a single exon. The record is from RefSeq and is a predicted model, not a curated record.
AUGAUUCGUGAUCAAGUAAAAAAAGUUCACAAGAAAUUUAAGAAGAAUGACAAUAAAUCAGAAGCAGAUGAACAAUUGAUCUAUAUUCUCAAAUACCUAAUAAAAUGGUUUAGGAAAAACUUCAAACAUGAUUCUAAUGGAUUACGAGUGUUGGGAUAUUCUACUGAUGCCAAACGAUUCCCUAAUAACGCCAAACCCAUUGGAAAUGAAAAUGAACUAAUAAACGUCAUUAAAAAAUUUCAACACAAUAGAGAUACAGGUGCACAAUUAUUUACGGCUUUAUUAAGAAGUUUAGGGUUUGAAAGUCGAUUGGUGUUUUCACUUCCUUUGUUAUCACCAAGAUCAACUACUCCACAACCAAAGCCCAACCUCGAGAUUCUCAAAGUUAACAAAGAUAAUGAUUUAAUAUACCCGUAUUAUUGGACUGAGUUAGUAAACCCCUUAGAUCCAUCGGAAAUAAUAAUAUUGGAGACACAAUGUUUUUAUGAAGAGGAGAAACGACUUUUACGAAUAACACGCUAUGGUGGGUCUUUGAAUCAAUCCUAUACAGAUCAAUUUUAUCCUAUCCAUAACCAAUUUUGUCAAAUGUCUAUGCACUAUGUUUUGAGUUUCACUAAUAAUGGGUUGAUUCUUGAUGUAAGUUCAAGAUAUAUGAAGGAUAUUUCAUACCGUUGGUUUAAUAGAUUGGACUUACGUACCGAUUUAGGGAAAUCAGCAUUGCUAUUUCAAUCAAUGUUACGAAUAUUAAAUAAAGAUAAGUAUUAUUCAAGUGAUGAUAAUAAGGAGUUGGAUCAACUCAGAGAUAUGGCAAUGAAUAAUUAUACAAUUCCAAGUACCUUCUCUGCUAUGAAGAGUAGUCCAAAUUUUAUAACACCUUCAACGCUUCGGUAUAAUGAAGUUAUUAUUUCAGGAACCACCCCUGUUAAGAAAGUUAGACUCAGGGAUAAGAAAGAGCCUGUUUAUUUCAAGAACAGUAUACUUUAUGGGAAAUCUGAACAACAAUGGAAAUUUCUUGGUCGAUCAAUCAAACCAACUGCCCAUCCAAUAAAAUAUGCCAAGGCUACUCCUAGGACAAUAUAUAACAAGAGAAUAUUCAAUCAGAAUGAAAUUGAGAAUUCGGGAUUGAAUCAGGUUCCGCUAUUUAGUUUUGAUCAAACUUGUCCUUAUAUUAAAAUGAAAGUAACUAAAAUUGAUGGAAAACAGGUUCUCCCAAGAAAUAAAUAUGGCAACAUUGAAAUAUUCCGUGAUAACAUGAUACCUGAUGAUUGUGUAUGGCUAAAGUUGACGGAUAUUGAAAAUAUACUUAAAAAUAGAGCUCAGUUUGUUUCCGUGGUAACUGGUUUUUCAUUCAAAUCUGGUCAGGCAUAUCCAGUUAAACAAGGAGUUGUGAUUCUUAAAGAAGAUGAGCUUUGGAUCAAAAAGCUUUGGCUUACUGAAAGAAUUAAACAGUAUCAGCAACAAUUGGCAAGAAGAAACAUAAAAUUAUUAUACACUUGGAAGUUUUUCCUUAAACAUUUGGAAAUUAAGAAACGUCUAGAUAGCUAUUUAUAA